AUGGUCGAAUGCUAUACUGCUUUGCAGGAAAUUCCUGUUACAAGGGACCAUAUUGAAAAAUGCUCGUACUCGAACUGGUACCCGCUGUUCAAGGACAGAGUACCGAUUUCUCGAAUUAUCAGACCGCUACCCAAAGAAUUUGUUGAGUAUCUCGAGCAGGAUGGGAUAAAGUUGGCAAAGUCUGACAGGCCUUCAGCAUACACACAAGAAAUUGUAAGAGACGAUGAUAACGGAUACAGCGACUGGGACGGCAGCGAGGCAGAAAAUGACAAGAACGAUGGGACAGACAAAGAAGACACGACAUGCAUGAGAGACCCUCUUGUGGAUUUCAGUGCAAUCCACAAUCAAAUACGGGAUAUAAUCGCGGAAAUAGGACCUGUGACGCCGAAACUGAAUUGGUCAGCGCCUAGAGAUGCAACAUGGAUACUACCGACCAACACAAUGAAGUGCAGCGAAGCUAACGAAAUUUAUCUGCUCUUAAAUGCCUCGAAUUACAUAAUGCACGAUUUACAGUACGCACUUUCGGAGUGCUCUGAUGUCAAGCACGGUGAGAGGCCGCAAUAUGAACUUGUGUUACGAAAAUGGUUCGACAUCAACCCUGCACUAGAGUUCAGAGUUUUCAUUAAGGAACGCCAAAUCAUCUGCAUAUCGCAGCGUGAUCUGAAUCAUUACCCAUUCAUAGAGACAGACUCCAAGGAUUUCAAAAGAAUUAUUGAAGAGUUCGUUGAAGGAGAGUUCUUGACUAAGUUUUCUGAAAGGAAUUGCGUCGCAGAUGUUUAUAUUCCCAAGCCUUACGGAAAAUUGUACCUCAUUGAUAUUAAUCCAUUUACGAGAAUUACAGACCCUCUGCUAUUUUCGUGGAACGAAAUUUUAACCAUAAAACCAGACCAAUCCAGGAGUUUUGAAUUACGAUACGUUACAAAGAAUAACAUAGGUAGAUUUGCAUCCAAGGAGCAUUCCGAGAACCAGGUCCCUAAGGAUGUUGUAGACGCCACACUGGAUCCUAAUGCGAUAAGAGAACUAACAGCCAAGUGGCAGGAGCUUCUUAAUAAGCAAGAAUCCGAAGAGUCUGAUAGUGAUUAG
Messenger RNA from Zygotorulaspora mrakii, 1083 nucleotides. RefSeq names its product cell proliferation protein CDC123 (gene CDC123). The record is from RefSeq and is a predicted model, not a curated record. The transcript has a single exon. Gene Ontology annotation, cellular component: cytoplasm. Lineage: Eukaryota; Fungi; Ascomycota; Saccharomycetes; Saccharomycetales; Saccharomycetaceae. Bases 1 to 1083 code for a protein of 360 amino acids.